Messenger RNA from Dictyostelium discoideum AX4, 447 nucleotides. RefSeq lists its product as hypothetical. The coding region runs from base 1 to 447 and encodes 148 amino acids. Gene Ontology annotation, cellular component: plasma membrane. The record is from RefSeq and is a predicted model, not a curated record. Lineage: Eukaryota; Evosea; Eumycetozoa; Dictyosteliales; Dictyosteliaceae. The transcript has a single exon.
AUGUUAUUAAAUAAAUCAUUAUUGCUCUUAGUUGCCUUUGUUUUUGCUAUCGUUUCAGCCACUACCUACAGCGAAUUCAAAAUUACAGGUACCAACCCACUUACUCAAGAAACCUGUGAUCCAUCCAUUGUCUACACAUCACAAAAUGGAGCUUGCCAAGGUGUUUGUGGUAUGUUUGGUAAAUUAGUUGCAACCUCAAAUUCAACUCAAUUCAAUGUCGAAAUGUAUGGUUCUGCAGGUUGUGUAGGCCCACUUGGAACCACCGGAUUAACUUGUUUACCAAAUGAACAAGUAAUUAAAGUCACCGAAACUAUCUCUGUUGUUUGUUUUGCUGAUAAAGAUGAACCAUCAGGUGAUGAUUCAUCAGGUGAUGAUUCAUCUGCUGCCGCCACCAUGAUUGCUUCUUUCUCUGCCAUCCUUAUCGCUUUAUUAUUUGCUUUAUUAUAA